This is a messenger RNA of Saxophila tyrrhenica, 771 nucleotides long. RefSeq lists its product as uncharacterized. Gene Ontology annotation, molecular function: oxidoreductase activity, acting on the CH-OH group of donors, NAD or NADP as acceptor. Bases 1 to 771 code for a protein of 256 amino acids. The transcript has 5 exons. Lineage: Eukaryota; Fungi; Ascomycota; Dothideomycetes; Mycosphaerellales; Extremaceae. The record is from RefSeq and is a predicted model, not a curated record.
AUGCCCAACUACCUGAUUACUGGAGCCAACAGAGGACUUGGUUUGGGCUUUAUCACAACCCUUGCGAAGGACCAGUCGAACACCGUCAUCGGACUUGUCCGAGACCAGAAAGCGGCCGAAGAACAGGUCCUACCCACCGAGUUCAACAACGUGUAUUUUGUAGAAGCAGACAUUGUCGACACCAAAGCCCUUAAGCUCGCGGCGGAGCGGGUACAGGAGAUCGUUGGCGCGGCUGGUCUGGACGUCUUGAUUUGCAAUGCCGCCGAACACGACAUACAGGCUGCAAUCGCUGACACACGGGCCAGCAUCGACGUCAAUGUAGUCGGGUCGCUGAAAGCGGUCAAUGCGUUUCUGCCACACAUUAGAAAGGGCGGACUCAAAAAAGUCGUCGCGGUCUCGAGCGGCAUGGGAGACAUCGAUUUCAUCAACGAGGCCCGCAUCUCCAAUGCAGCGCCGUAUGCAACCAGUAAAGCAGCCCUUAGCACCCUCUUCGCGAAGCUAGGAACGGCGUACGAAGACGAAGGAAUCUUGUUCAUGUCGCUCUGCCCGGGCUUGGUGGAUACCGCAAUUGGCCCGCCAUCUUUAUCCGAAGGCGAUCUGCUACGCUUCCAGAAUAUCACAGCAAGGUUUGAGAAGUACGCUCCCGGCUUCAAAGCCACCUCGCCAACGGACGCGGCUCAAAAGUGCCUGGCAGCCAUCGAGCGUUCGUCAUUGCAAGGGGGCUCCGGAGGAUCCUUCCUCAGCCAUAAUGGAACGAAGCGGUGGAUGUGA